Acanthopagrus latus (yellowfin seabream) is the source of this 776-nucleotide messenger RNA. It is a transcript of the gene pold4, whose product is annotated as DNA polymerase delta 4, accessory subunit. The transcript has 5 exons. Gene Ontology annotation, molecular function: DNA-directed DNA polymerase activity. The coding region runs from base 168 to 494 and encodes 108 amino acids. The record is from RefSeq and is a predicted model, not a curated record. Gene Ontology annotation, cellular component: delta DNA polymerase complex. Gene Ontology annotation, biological process: DNA synthesis involved in DNA repair; DNA-templated DNA replication. NCBI's taxonomy places the organism in Eukaryota, Metazoa, Chordata, Actinopteri, Spariformes, Sparidae.
AGCACAGGAGAGUACUGGAGGGACAGAAGAAGACUGCGUCAUCAUCGUCUUCGUCAUCAUCGUCGUCGUCGUUGUCAUUGUUUUGGUCGAGAGCUUCUGCUGAAGACUGAAUGACCGGUGACUAUUCUGACAGAGCUGGUGUUAGGUGAAUAACGAGAUCAGUCAGCAUGACAGCCAAGCACGGGCUGAUAACUGAUUCCUUCAAGGUGGUGAAGAAAGCAAGGAGAGGGGGUAAACGAGAGAAGACUCCUUCUCCUCCUCCACCACAGAGAGAGGCUGAAACUGAAACGGUCCGAGAGAAGGAGCUGCAGAAGCUCAGACAGUUUGAUCUGGACUGGAGAUUUGGGCCUUGCACAGGUAUCAGCAGGAUGCAGAGAUGGGAGAGAGCAAAACUUCAUGGUCUGAACCCACCUGAGGAGAUCAGAUGGCUGUUGUUGCAAACACACACUGACUCCGAGUACAGCCUGAGCCUAUGGAGCGAAUAUCCUUUGUGAGGAAGCCACUGGAAGAAAAAGCGAAGAGCGUAAACACCAACAGAAGUCACAAAUGUGUCUCAGAGAGAUUUCCUUUCUAUUCUUAACCUCAUGAUAAAGAGUUAAAAUAUCUAAAAGGAGGAAUCUCUCCAACAGAACAAAAUAGGAGCUUCACUUUUUCAGGAAGGAGAAAGGCAGAUGUCACAUCAUGUACCUGUGGUUGUUUUGUGUAUGCUCUAUGAUGUUGUCUGCUACGCAAUAAGAUUUUAUUCAAGUUUUUGAUAAAAGAAAUCUCCCAAAACA